AUGUUUAUUCUCCUGGCAUGUUUGUGUCUAAGGCCAGAUCUCUUGAAGUUUCCAGAAAGCGACAAGAACAUAAACAACUUGAGAACUGGCCUUAGCGCAAUGAAUUGUGACAACAUCGAGUGUCAUCGUGAUGUUGAUUCAAGUGUGCGAGAGUCAUUUCCACAAGAUCAAGAUGACAUUUCUACCGAAGAAUUUCCUGAAGAUGAGUCCUGCGAAUCAGAGAAUGAUGAACAGGAGGAAGAUGUUUCAGAAGAAGAGGAAGAAGAGUCAAGUAAUGCAGAUAAUUCUGAUGAAGAAUCAGAUGUGACUGAUGAAGAACAUCCAAGUGGACCUUCAAAAAAAUUCCUUCUCGACGUUGACGAUGAUUUAGAUCAACACCCGCAAUUCUCAAAGCAAGCACGAAUUGAUGCAAUUCUAGAGGCAGCUGCGGCAAGCAAAAAAAAGAAAGGUAAUCCUGUUCUUAGAAGCGCCACAGCUGCCCUUGAUGAAGCUGCUCAAACUAUCACCCGAAUGCGAAGUGACGCAAGUCCCCGUGAUAAAAAUUUAUUGUCUCGAACCCUCAUUGCUGCCUGUACCGAUAACGAUGUGAAUGCUGUAAGACGAUUAUUAGUUGAAGGAAACAGUUUAAAUGAAGCAACCGACGAUGGUGAUUCCCUCCUUUCACUCGCUUGUUCUGCUGGUUAUUACGAACUUGCUCAAGUCCUACUCGCAAUGUCAGCACAGGUGGAAGAUCGAGGACAAAAGAACGACUGCACACCACUCAUGGAAGCAGCAUCAGCUGGUCAUAUUGAAAUCAUUGAGCUUCUCAUUAAACAUGGCGCUGAUGUCAAUGCACAAUCAUCAACUGGCAACACCCCGCUAAUGUAUGCGUGUGCUGGUGGACAUGUUGAAGCUGUCAAAACAUUGCUUAACAAUGGAGCGAACGUUGAAGAUCACAACGAGAAUGGACAUACGCCACUUAUGGAAGCAGCUUCAGCUGGUCAUGUUGCUGUAGCUAAAAUCCUUCUCGAUCAUGGUGCUGGCAUAAAUACACAUUCAAAUGAAUUCAAAGAGAGUGCAUUAACAUUAGCUUGUUAUAAAGGUCAUCUUGAUAUGGUUCGUUUUCUUCUUGAAGCUGGAGCUGAUCAAGAACAUAAAACCGAUGAAAUGCACACAGCUUUAAUGGAAGCAUCAAUGGAUGGACAUGUCGAAGUUGCAAGACUUCUCCUUGAUUCAGGCGCUCAAGUCAAUAUGCCAACAGAUUCUUUUGAAUCGCCAUUAACAUUAGCAGCAUGUGGCGGUCAUGUUGAUCUUGCAAUGCUUCUCAUUGAGCGUGGUGCAAACAUUGAAGAAGUUAAUGACGAAGGAUACACGCCAUUGAUGGAAGCUGCACGUGAAGGCCACGAUGAAAUGGUUUCAUUGUUAUUGACACAAGGUGCCAACAUUAAUGCCCAAACUGAAGAGACACAAGAAACAGCAUUGACAUUAGCAUGUUGUGGAGGAUUUCUUGAAGUAGCUGAUUAUCUCAUUAAACAUGGUGCUGAUAUUGAACUAGGAGCGAGUACACCAUUAAUGGAAGCAGCACAAGAAGGACAUUUGGAUUUAGUAAAGUUUCUUCUCGAUAAUAAAGCUGAUGUUCAUGCACAGACGCCAACAGGUGACACAGCGUUGACUUAUGCUUGUGAAAAUGGUCACACAGAAGUUGCUGAAGUUCUUCUUUAUUUUGGAGCUGAAUUGGAGCAUUUAAGUGAAGGUGGACGAACGCCAUUGAUGAAAGCAUGCCGCGCUGGUCACAUUUGCACUGUCAAAUUCUUGAUUCAGAAAGGAGCCGAUGUUAAUCGUCAAACGACAAAUAACGACCAUACCCCACUUUCAUUGGCAUGUGCUGGUGGUCAUCAGCAAGUUGUUGAACUGUUAUUAGCUCAUGGAUCUGAUCCUUAUCAUAAGUUAAAGGAUAAUAGUACGAUGUUGAUUGAAGCAGCAAAAGGCGGUCACACUGGUGUUGUUCAAUUACUUUUGGACUAUCCAACUUCCAUCCCACCGCCUCAACAACAACAGCAGCAGCAACAGAAUCAACCAAUUUACAUACCAGCAUCAAUGCCACAUCAACAACCUCAACUUAAUUUAGCGCAGAUGAAACAUCAACAACAACAGCAGUUGAAAAUGCUUCAACAACAACAGCAACAACAACAUUUAAUGGCGGCACAACAAACACAACAACAACAGCAGUUUAUGGUGGCACCGCCUGGUCUGCACGAUGUUACAGAAGUAAUUCGUUUGCCAGAACCACCGGGAAUGUUUCAACCAUCACAAUCUGACGUCAACUUCAUCAUGGAUCCGAAUGUUGCGAUGGCGCAACAACAAACACCAUCCGAAUCUUCAAUCCUAACCCAAAUGAAACUCCUCCAAUCAGCUGGCUUUAAAGAUGGCCUCGCAUAUGGUUUAACGAAAGCACAAACAGCUGUUAAUCAAAUGGUCAAUCAACAACAAAAUACUAACAACAUGAAUGUGACAGCAGCAUGUGGUAAUCAACAUCAACCAAUGAUAACAAAUAAUCUCUGCAUGGCAUCAUCAUCGAAUAAACAGAAGAAUGUAUCACGUAAGAAAAGUUCGUCAGGUUCCUUUAAUGAGAGUCAACAACCGAUUGUUGAAGUGAGAAGUUCUGGUGUAGGUGAAGAAGACGAGAAUGUUACUUGCAUGAAGAGUACUCUUGAUAAGAAGAAUAUUCAAUUCAUCAAUGACUCAGGUCCACCACCAACAUUGUUGCCAUCUGGCACUUAUGUUGAUAUCACAACACCGGCCCAAGGAAAAGGAAACAUUUCCGUGUCCAAUCAAACCCAAACGAAUCAAAUUCAAUCGACAAAUAAAACAACAACUCAUAUUACAGCCAAGUCUGAAGUAUCGCAAGCAACUGCCAUCAGUGAUAGGCCAAAAGCAAAACCGAAGAUUUCUCGUAAGACAAAACUGGCACAAUCAGAGGUUCCAUCACAAACACUGUCAUCAACAUCAACUGAGUCGAAGUCAACACCUAAAGUUGAGUCCGAAAUUGCGACACAACAACAAUCGUCUUCGGAUGUUUCAAAAACUGAAGUAAAUCAAUCUGAAGUUGUUCCUCAAUCAUCGGUGCCUGAAGCAUCAUCAACGGCUAUUUCAAUGCCUGAUGAGAAGGAGAAAGUGAAUGAAGGCACGCGAGCUUGUGGUCUCAUUGACUUGGAAGCUAUUCAAAAGACUCGCUUCAAUAAUUUAUCAAAUCGUUCAGCACAUUGGGAUCCGAAAGUGUUUCGUAAAAUUGCCCAACUCAUUGAUCCGCCCAAAUCGCCAACUGAAACACCACCCGAAAGCUCAAACUCUUCAAGACCAAAUUCACCUGAUGCUAAGAAUCUUGCGAACGACAUGGCUGAGUUGACGCAUAUUUUCGAUCAUUUACCAGCUCUUCAAUCUUUAUCUAAUGAUUCGAGUCUACUUCAAGGGAAAUUUAAGAAACGUGAACCAUCCAAAGAAGAUUUGGAGAAAACACUCGCGACCCUCAGCGAAAUGAAUGCAAGUGAUUUUGUAUGUGAUGGAACGUAUCCGUCAUUGGAAGAGUCAUUAGAAUCCUUUAAUCCUGAUGAUGUUACGACAGUAAAUCAAGGUGAUGAUGCUCAUGGUCCGAUUUACAAUUACGAAUGGGUUGAUGAAGUUAUGCAAGCUUUGAAUGUUUCACCUGAUAUUUCGAAUGCUUUUCACGAAAUUGCUGCCAACAUCAACAAUCAAGACUUGGAACAAUAUGCAAACUUUUUCGGUCUUAAUCAGAUUUGUAAAACCAAAUGGGCUACGCCACAUUGGCCACCAACGCAACAUCAAUUAACAUCCGAAACAUCGUCGCCAACAAAUGAGAAUGAUGACAAUAUGAUGUUGAAUGAAAGCAGUGAUAUGAUGGAAGGAAAGGACGAAUCGAAUUUAUUGAUGGCAAUUGAUCAGUCAGAUUAUCCGCCACAAUUUACUGUCGAACAGCUUCAAUUCAUUUCUCAACUUCAGCAGCAUCAAUCACUCCUUCAAAUGGAUCCAACAACUCAAAAUAUUUUAAUGCCAGCUGGUGCAAACUUCCAAGUGCCAGCACCACCUGUCAUUGCAUCAUCAACAUCAAGCGGACAAACACAAAAAUCGCAAGCUGAUGCCCAACAGCAGACGAAAUUUGUGUUUAAUGUUGAUGGGGAUAAAGCAUCACAACAAUCACUUCAAUUAUUAUUUCAACUUCCUGAUGCUCAACUGCAGCAACAACAACAACAGCAGCAGCAUAUUAUGAAAGCUCCUGAUGGAAUGCAACCACAAAAGAUUCAUCAAAAUGUUGCACAAACACAAACAACGGCAACAAAUGAAAGUGCCCAACCGGUGGUGCCACUUCCAUCAAUUCUCACUCGAGAAGAAAAGUUAUACUUUCAAUAUGGAUACCAACAGCAACAGCAGUAUCAACAACAACAGCAACAUCUACAAAUGAUUCAUCAGCAAAAAGUUCCACCAUUUAUUACAAAAAAUCAUCAACAACAAGUUCAAGUUGCAACACAAACACAAAUGAUGGGAACACAAACACAGUCACAUGUUGAACCGGUUCCUCAUCCAGCAUCAUCAAAAUCAACAAAUGUUGCAUCAGCAGCAGGUGGAAAGAAAUCAGGUGGUAGCAAUGUUGGGGGCGGUGCAAAUAUUGAACAUCGCGAUAAGAAAGGUUUUACUCCAUUAAUUCUUGCAGCAACCGCUGGACAUGAGAAAGUUGUUGAAACAUUAAUUAAUAACGGUGCUGAUCUUGAAGCGCAAUCAGAACGUACAAAAGACACACCAUUGUCAUUAGCAUGUUCUGGUGGACGUUAUGAAGUUGUUGAUCUUCUACUCAAAUAUGGAGCAAAUAAGGAACAUCGCAAUGUAUCUGAUUAUACUCCAUUAUCAUUAGCAGCAAGUGGUGGCUAUGUUAACAUCAUAAAAUUGUUGUUAAAUCAAGGUGCUGAGAUUAACUCGAGAACAGGAAGUAAAUUGGGAAUAUCACCAUUAAUGUUAGCUGCAAUGAAUGGACAUACAGCUGCUGUUCGUCUGCUUUUAGAUAUGGGAAGUGAUAUAAAUGCUCAGAUUGAAACAAAUCGCAACACUGCACUUACACUUGCAUGCUUUCAAGGACGUCAUGAAGUGGUCAGCUUGUUAUUAGAUCGUAAAGCAAAUGUUGAGCAUCGUGCAAAAACUGGUUUAACACCUUUAAUGGAAGCUGCAAGCGGUGGUUACAUUGAAGUCGGUAGAGGUCUUCUUGAUAAAGGUGCUGAUGUUAAUGCAGCUCCUGUUCCAUCUUCACGUGACACUGCAUUAACAAUAGCAGCUGAUAAGGGACAUUUAAAGUUUGUUGAUCUUCUCUUGUCACGUCAUGCUGCGGUUGAAGUGAAGAAUAAGAAAGGAAAUUCACCAUUGUGGCUAGCAGCAAAUGGUGGACAUCUUGGGGUUGUUGAAGCUUUAUAUAAUGCAAAAGCUGAUAUUGAUUCACAAGAUAAUCGUAAAGUGUCAUGUUUGAUGGCGGCUUUUCGUAAAGGUCACAUAAAAGUUGUUAAAUGGAUGGUGAAUCAUGUCACACAAUUUCCAUCGGAUCAGGAAAUGAUUCGUUAUACGACAGUUGUUGAAAAGGAAGUUGUUGAUAAAUGUCAUGAAUGUGUGAAAAUAAUUCGUGCAGCAAAAGAAACGCAAGCUACGAAGGCAAAUAUGAAUGCUUCGAUUUUAUUGAAAGAAUUGGACAUGGAAAAGUCACGAGAAGAUGCUCGUAAAGCAGCUGCUGCUAAGCGUCGUGAAAGAAAGAAGAAACGAAAGCAAGAGAAACGUGAAGCACAAAGAAAAUUAAAUGGUAAUGAUUUGCAAACAGAAAAGAAUGCAAAUCAUCAUCAAAAAGGAAAAGGUCGAAAGAUUGAUGAACCAGAUUCAGAUGAUUCGGAAGAAGAAUCAAACGAUGAUGACGAUAAUGAAGAGAUUGAAAGUCCACCAGUGUUGAUGGAUAAAGAAGAAGGCGACUCAGGGAUUGAUCAAGGAUCAUGUUCAUCAUCUGAUGCGAAAGGUGCAACGUCAAAGAAUAACAACAACAACAAUAAUAAUCAAGUUGAAGUUGAAAAUGUCAAUCAAAAUGGAAAAAAUCAAAAGAAUCAAAAACGUAAGAAAAAUCAAGCAGAGAAUGCUGUUCAAUCAUCAAAGCCUUCAAAUGGUGGUGGUGGUGGCAAAGCUUCAUCCACAAGAUCAUCAAGCAGUCCAGCGCCUGUUUCAAAAGCAACAUCAGCUGCAAUCGAAUCAAUGAAUAAAAGUUCACGUGAAGAUUCAAAACGUAAUCGUGAUCAAAAGAAUCAAAGAUCGGCUGAUUUAACGAUAAAGUCGAUAAAGCCGAUCGAGAAGGAAAAUGUUGCACCAAAAGAAACGUCAAGUGGAAAAUCACCGCGUGAUUUAAAGAACUAUGAAAAUACAAGAAACAAUCAACAUCGAAAGUCUUUGGUUUUUGGAACAUCAUUGACAACUGUUACAUCUUCAUCAUCAACAACAGCACCGCAAUCAUCAUCCAUGUCAUCGUCAGCAAACGAAAUUGGUUGUAAGAAGAUUCAAGUUCCAUUGAAUGCGAUUUCUCGUGUUAUUGGACGUGGCGGAUCAAACAUCAACACAAUUCGAGCUGAAACUGGUGCACAUAUUGAAGUUGAGAAACAAGGAAAGACUCAAGGCGAUCGUUCAAUUACAAUUAAAGGCGUUCCAGAAGCAACAAAACAAGCACACAAUUUAAUUUCAACAUUAAUUAAAGACCCAAAUGCUGAUAUUUUGAGUAUGCUUCAACGUAAUAAUUGUCAACAUCAACAACAACAACCACAGAAAUCUUCAUCAAAUACAAAUAUCGUUACACCAGCGAUAGUUCCAGCGAUUGUCCCAACAACAAUUGCUAUAAAUAACGGGACGAGUGUUUGGGAGAAAAGCCUAAACACUUUUCCAACUGUUAAAAAUCCAGUAAAACCAGCUGGUGCUUCAUUCGCUGCUGCAGCUUCUAAAAUUUCAGCAUCAUCAAAUGUUGGUGGUAUUACAAAGCCAACGACUCCUACACAUCUCAAUAACAAUAGCAACAACAGUAAAUCUCAUCAACAACGACCAUUGGUCGCUAAGAAUCUUUUUACAACAACAUCAGCAUCGUCAUCGUCAUCAACAAAUGCAAUUAUGCGACCAACACCAAAAGUUGAUAACUCGAAGAAAGGGAUGAUGGCAACAAAUGGUCCACCAUCAAAGCCAGCAACAUCAAUUGCAACAUCAAUUCAAGCAUUGAAGAAUUCUAUUGGAAAUUCAUCUGCUGUAACAUCUCAAGCGUCGUCGUCAUCGUCGGGAACAUUUGCGUCGAAGCUUUGUGGUUCAAUUGAUGAAAGAAAAUCUUUAGGAUCAUCACCAACAAAACAAAUGUCAUCGUCUGUUUUACCAGCACCAUUUGCAAACAGUUUAUCAUCAUCAACUGUUGGUGCUUUAACAAAUUCAUUCUCAGAUUCAAUUGUUUCGACAUCAACUUCAACUUCGACUCUUACACGUUCAAUUACGCCAAUUGGACCACCAACAAGAAAUGUUAAUGCAUCGCCACAUUCGUCGCAUAUUGUCAACACAUUGGAUCUUAGUACACCAUAUAAUAAUAGCUCUGAUCAUCAUCAGAUUCAAACGAAACUUGGUGAUCUUCAUGUAAGCAACCCUCAAGGUUUAGAAUAUUCAUUAUUCGAUAAUUAUGGAAAAUGGUCGCAAGAUAAAUCACCGAUGGUGUUUAAUCCAAUGAAAGUGACAACAUCUUUCAUAGAGUCAGAACCAUCAAAGGCACCUGGUUAUCGUGGAACUUCAAUUAAUUCACCAGUAAGCUCAUCAAAGACAUCAAGUAAUUCAGCUACACCACCAUCAACACAAGCACCGAAUAUAACAAGUGUUGCAAAUGUUAAUCCAACUUCUUAUGGUGAUUUGAAUGCUGUUAUAAAGCCGAUUGGUCAAGGUCCAAUGCAGUCAUCAUUGGGACCGCUUCAAAGGCCAUCUGGUGGCGGUAAUGGAAACAAUCGAAUGGAUUUAAAUUUCGCUCGUGGUCCUGGUUUGUUUGACUAUGGAAAUUUUGAUUAUGGAAUGAACCAAACAAAUGUUAAUGCAUCGAUGUCAAGAUUAAAUCCAAAAGCAUCAGCUUUUUCAUCAUCAGCUGUUGGAGGUGCAACAUCGUCAUCAACAUCAUCAUCAUCAUCGAUUGGUGGUGGAGUUCAAAAUCAAAAUAAAAUGAAUGCAACUCAAUUUGGAACUUCAUUUAUGCAACCACCAAGCAAUAAUAAUAACAAUAAUAACAGUUUUAUGAAGUCACCAGGUGCUGGUGGUGGUAAUUCAGGACAACAGAAUUAUCAAAGAUCAUCAGUAAAUCAACAACCAUCGUCAUCAUCAUCAAGAUGGUUCCAAGAAUAUGGAAAUUAUGGUGGUGGACAAAGUGGAAUGGAUUUUACUGGUUCGUCACCAUCAAUGUCACCAAAUAACAAUUCUCAACAACAGCAACAACAGCAGUCGUCUGUAAAUGGUCCGAUUGAUGAUUCUCGCAAAGCGCCAGCGCCUAUUGGCAAUGAAAGAAAUUAUAAGAUGACAACAAACUUUUAUAGUGGUUCAAGCGGUGGUUAUGGUGGCCAGAAUUUACUAGAUAUGGAUGCUAGUGCUAUGAUGACAGCUCCGUCAAUGGCACCGGGAAGAAAUUCAUGGAUUGAUAAGAACCAACAACAGCAAUGGCAAAUGCAAUCUAACAUCUCUGUUGUUCCACGUGGACACUAUGACCAACCAGCUGAAUUUCCCAUGCAAGAUAUUUUCCAAUACCAAAUGGAUACAACACAACAGCAGAUGAACUACAUGAGAGGUGUCAAUGGUCAAGCGUCUUUCCAUCCAAGCGUUCCAUAUAUUGGUGGUAGUGGUGAUUUGACAAAUCUCUCUACAGAUUUGCAGCAAACACCUUAUGAAUUUGAUAAGCAGCCAUGGCCAGCUAAAUGGACACAUUAAACAACAACACAAAUCCAAUUAUUUCUUGCUUCUAUCUUCGUCACAACACAAAAAAAAGAAAAAAAAUUAAAAAAAAGUUUUUUUCUAUCAUCGUGAAUCGACCAACGACUCCUUAAUCAAGUUUUGAGUUUUCACGAGUCACUUAUAAGAAAUUCUUCUCAUAAAAAAUAUAAAAGAAUAAAAAAAAAGGUUUAAAGUUUGUUCUCAACGCGCAAGAGGAAGAAAAAAUAAUGAUGAUGAUGAUGAUGGCAGUAGUGAUGAUGCAUGACUACUAAAUUUUUGUUUAUGCUACAUUAUUAAAAAUAGCUCCCCAAAACUUUUCAUACUACUGGUAGGACUUAAAAGAAAAGUGAAAAACAUUUUACGUAACAGAAAAACACAAAAAGAAAAGUGUAGAUUUUCGUUUUUUGUUUUUUUCUCAGCAUGAUGAAAUUUUUUAUGCUUAUUUUGCUCUUUGAAAAAAUCAUGGUUGAGCAAAAUUACAACAACAUGAUAUAAAAGCUUUUUGAUGAAAAAAAAUCUAUUUCUUUGGUUUCGUACCGAAUUUGAUUAAAUAUGAGUCGACUAUUAAGCAUAAAAGCUUGCAUUAAGAUAGAGAUUUUUAUGGGUAACGAUUUGAAAGCUUUUUGACGAAAUAUGAUUCUUUGAACAUAAAAAAUUGGGCAUAAAAACGUUCAUUGAAUUGUUUUCUGAAUUAAGCUUAAUAUCAAACACAUAAUAAAACAUCUCUAAUGGCUUUCAACAACAAUUCAUUCUUCUAAUUUUCUUACAAGCCGAUUUUUAUCUAAAAAAAUGAAACUUCAUUCAACUUUCAGAAAUUAGAUAAAAUUUGCAAGAAUAAAAGUACGCUAUAGUCUUUCCUGGGCAAAAACAAGGAAUUUAAAGAUCACAAAUGAGAAGAAUUACAUUAAAAAUUGAAUUAUAAUGGAAUUAAAGGAUACUAUAGUAAUAACAAGCAAGAAAAUAUAUUCAAAAAAUGAUAAAAAUAAAA
Messenger RNA from Clunio marinus, 9982 nucleotides. Lineage: Eukaryota; Metazoa; Arthropoda; Insecta; Diptera; Chironomidae. The record is from the annotation of a GenBank genome assembly.